Messenger RNA from Blastomyces dermatitidis ER-3, 3643 nucleotides. Its product is annotated as guanine nucleotide exchange factor Vps9. The transcript has 6 exons. The record is from RefSeq and is a predicted model, not a curated record. NCBI's taxonomy places the organism in Eukaryota, Fungi, Ascomycota, Eurotiomycetes, Onygenales, Ajellomycetaceae. Bases 804 to 3179 code for a protein of 791 amino acids. Gene Ontology annotation, cellular component: endocytic vesicle; cytosol. Gene Ontology annotation, molecular function: small GTPase binding; ubiquitin binding; guanyl-nucleotide exchange factor activity. Gene Ontology annotation, biological process: vesicle-mediated transport.
UAAACAUUGACUCUCCGCGGUUUGAGACGGCAGUAAGCCAUCUGGAUAUUUGGAUGGCUGUAUGGCCUUUAACAGCAAUUGAAAAACAAACUGUGCAUCAUUCCCCUGAACUGGAUUGUUAUGGAUUUUCCAAGCCUCCCCGUUCCAGCAUAAGACCGACCGGCUGGCGGAGUCUACAAGGGGUUGAACCUGGAGAUGAUCCCCCCGAAGAGCCAGUACUGUUGAAAUAUAAGUUAGGUAGAGGGAUGUAGGAACGUCUUCGAAGUCCUGCCCAGCUUCCUUCGGACGGUGUAAGUGAAUAGUGUGCCUCUUAAAACUAUCGGGACCUCUAUUUUGCAGGAGCUGAGUCGUUUCCUCGUCAGGCGGUACGUAUUCCCUUGCGCUCAAGGAGAAGAAUAUGCCGCACAUCGCGCUCUGAGCUGCUUCCUGCGCCGUUGAGAUAUGAUUUUUGCAACAGCAAUAUAUAUAUAUAUGGUUUCUGGAUGCCGAUUUUUGCGGACGCUUGAAUAUAAUCAUGUGACCACUUAGCUAAUAUAUUCUGGUCGGUGCAACAAUAUUCCGAAUUGAGGGACAAAUCCGCAUGACAGCAUCAGAACCUCCCCGAGUCGGACAAUAUUAUAUAUAUAUAUACCUUGACUAUCCGUAGACAUAGAGGCUGUUCCAGAAAUCCUGAGGCUAAUAGGAACCGUGUCGAAUAUUCUCAGUCGAGAAUACCUAUCUCUCUACGAGAGCCACCUCAGCAUGGGCGCUGCACCUUGAAUUCACCCCUACGACUUGACCCAGCCAGGCUCCAUGUGCAGCUUAUGUCCUCCCCCGAGCCCCGAGAGUGCCUACCAGGAGGUAACGCCCCACGACAGCCAGAGAGUCAGCAACCUGGCUCUGAUGUCGUAAGGGCGCAGACAGACCAUUCAAAGGCAGACGGCUCAGAACCUAAGACACGUCCGUUUUCCGGCAGCUAUGAACAUACUCCCCCUGGAUUCUCGGCCAGCACGAUGAAUGAAGCAGAACAGAAGGAAACUAAUGAUAACGACACUGAAAUUGUCGGAAUGGCACAGAGCUCAGCUACGCCUGACCCGCCUGGGGCUCAGGACGACCGUGUUGAUAUAAAUAUCCCCGUCCAAGAAAUAGAGAGGCUGGCGGUUUCUUCUCGAGAAGCUGAGCGCACACGGCCAUCGGCCCUAAAGACAGACAUCGAUUCGACUUCACCAUCGCCCACUCAAGAUGAAAAACCUUAUCUAGACCCUACCCCGAAGACGCCACAGGUGCCACAAUCACCUCUAGAAAUAUCAGCUGAUUAUACAGAAAAAGACCUGCCACAGGUGCCAGGAGGUGGUCCCUGCGACGAAGGCGUUGCCAAGCAGGCGCAAACCGAAGUACAGAAGGACGAAGAUUCACAGUCAGAAAUACAAAGUAUUAUGGACCAGUUUACAGAUGACACGAAACAUCUGGGACAAGGGGAACUUAUGUCGCCUCGACUUGAAUUGGCCGAACACUUCCUCCCUGGACAGGCACACUUCCCACCGCGCAAGUCAAGCUUGGAGCCCCUCGCUGCGCCAGGUGGUUCUGUUGAAACUUGUGUUUCCAAUUCAUGGAAAUCGCGCCCAGGGUCCAUCCAAAGCAUUGGCUCCCACAUAAUCUCCGCACCCGCUGUACCUCCGAAGUCCCCCACAACCAACUCCCAAAGUCCUGCUGGGGCGGAGUUGGCUCCCUCUUCAAAUUCCGCAUCGCGCCCGCCUCCUCUUGAGCCAGAACCGGACCAGCCCUUCGAUUUCCAUCGUUUCCUUGAGCAACUCCGCCAUCGGACUGCAGAUCCUGUAGCAAAGUUCCUUCGGUCUUUUCUAACUGAGUUUGGAAAAAAGCAAUGGAUGGUUCAUGAACAAGUGAAAAUAAUCAGCGAUUUUCUCGCGUUCAUUACAAACAAGAUGGCGCAGUGUGAAGUUUGGAGGGAGGUAUCUGACGUUGAAUUUGACAACGCCAAAGAAGGAAUGGAAAAGCUUGUUAUGAACAGGUUGUAUUCGCAAACGUUUUCGCCUGCCAUACCACCGCCCCCUACUUCUUCUCGAAGUAGAAGCAGAGGUAGGAAGAAGGAUUUGGAUAGAUACCUAGGGCCUGGGCGAAGGGGGCAACAUCAGGAGGAUGUUGAGCGCGAUGAGAUAUUAGCCCAGAAAGUCCGUAUUUAUAGUUGGAUACGAGAAGAGCACCUUGAUAUUCCUCCGGUUGGCCCUAACGGACGACGCUUCUUGGCUCUUGCGCAACAAGAGCUUUUGAAGAUCAAGGGUUAUCGUGCUCCCCGAGACAAGGUCAUAUGUGUUUUGAACUGCUGCAAAGUGAUAUUUGGCUUGCUCCGGAACGCGCAAAGUGGAGAUACAUCGGCGGACUCGUUUGUUCCUCUCUUAAUCUAUGUCGUCUUAAAGGCAAAUCCAGAACAUCUAGUUUCAAAUAUACAAUAUAUUCUUCGGUUCCGAAACCAAGAUAAACUGGCUGGCGAAGCAGGCUAUUACUUAUCUUCAUUGUCUGGUGCUAUCCAGUUCAUUGAAACACUUGAUCGAACUAGCCUUACGAUUAGCGACGAGGAAUUUGAACGAAAUGUUGAGGCUGCUGUAUCCGCAAUAGCAGAGCGGAAUGAGGAAGCUGCAGGCCCUCCCGUCAUGCAGCCAGAAAAAUCAACACUAAGUGAACCUGAAGUGACACCACGGAAUUCUACGGAAGGAGAGUCCUAUUCGAGACGGAAAGACACCCAUCAGUUUGGUAGCAGCGAAGAGAACGUAGCUGUAGCAGGGCUGUUACGCACAAUCCAGAAACCUCUUACCACUAUUGGGCGAAUAUUCUCUGAAGAAUCACCACAGCCAGUCGCUCAACAACCGGUCCCCCCACCGAAUCUUUUAAACACACAACGAACAAAUGAAGCGCGGCGUUCAACCGAGAGACAGCGUGGGAGAGAAGACAUCGCCCCACAGCAAAAUAGCAAGCUCGAUGCUCAAGAAGCCGCCGCUCGCCAGGCAAGCGCGGAGGCGGCUGAGGCGCGCCGGAUACAGCGAGCAGAACAUAACAAUGUAGUCGAAACUUUAUCGGGAAUGUUCCCAAAUCUGGACAAGGAUCUCAUCGACGAUGUCGUGAGGAUGAAAGAAGGCAGAGUUGGUCUUGCUGUAGACGCUUGUCUGGCCCUGAGUGCGGAAUAGAUACCCCGGACGUUAAAUAUAUUUAUUAUACAAACCCGACAUUCUAUUUGGUGUGUAUCAACUUCAAAGUACGAAAGCACUGCGUUUUGCUUCCUAUUUAGAGCAGCGGAGGCUGUUUAAUUGAGAAAUUAAAGAAGUUAUGAAUCAUGUGCUCGACACUGGUUUUGCGCAACAAAGGAACAUUCAGAAAGGGAACACCCCGAUGGAAUCAAUACAUAUAAAUUAUAGGCAAAACUUUGAAAGAUCCCGGGACAAGAAUUCGCGCAUUCCUUUUGUCCGCCACCACAUUCCUGAACUUCCAAGCCCUGCUGAGAUCUACACGCAUGUUAUGCCUUAUCUGUAAUAUUCCGUUUAUGGAUGUCUCCACCGUUAUUCGUAAGCAGUAAAAUAAUUUGUAGAAGUAACUUUUCCUACACCUGUUGUGGUAGCUACUUGGUAAAUAUCAGCGGUCGCCAACAUUUGAC